Molecule: messenger RNA, 1143 nt
Organism: Symbiodinium pilosum
Lineage: Eukaryota; Dinophyceae; Suessiales; Symbiodiniaceae
Source: the annotation of a GenBank genome assembly
AUGAGCAUCUUUUACAUAACGAUCGCAGCAUAUAUCUUGAUCGGUGGAGUCGGAGUCGGUAUUUUCCUAUGGGGCAAAGAGCAUGGAAACUCCAUCUUCGACAAGCUCUACCGUGUGUUCUGCAUGCACUUCCCCAGGCUGCUCAAGAAGGCUUUGGAGAAGGUUUUCGGCAAGCGAGCUCCCGCGGCGUUGGACGCGGCAUGGGUGUAUGUUUGCUACACAAGCAACCCGUUGGUGCAAAUCUUCUAUCUGCUCGUCGUAGUGGGUGGCUACGCAACCUUUGUGGCCUACAGCCACCCUCAUAUUCCCAACAAGCUGCUUAGCAAUGUCCACAAGUACAUUGGCUUCGGUAUUUUUUCUACCUGCCUGGCGAUUUGGUGGCGAGCUUGCACUGCCGACCCAGGGAUCGUGACCCCUGAGAACUUGGACAAGCUGUGUGAAAUUUGGAAGUGGGAUGACCAGAUCUUCCACAUGGCCAUUUGCAGAUCCUGCGAGCUUGCAAAGCCAGCACGCUCCAAGCAUUGCUCCUUAUGCAACCACUGCGUUGCAAGGUUCGACCAUCAUUGCAUUUGGAUCAACAACUGCGUGGGUGUGGGGAAUCAUCGGUACUUCCUGGCGUUUUUGGGUGUACACCUGGUGAUUUGCUUCUAUGGCUUCGGUCUGACUGCAACUAUCCUGUACAACCUUAUCGUGCAGAAAGAACUCCUUAGCGCCGUGUUUGUUCGACCCGAUACCAGGGAGCGGUUUCAAGCCACGAAGCUGAUGGUGAUGCAAUAUUUACUCGCAACGGAGGGAAUGGUGGUGUUCAUCUGCGCCCUGUGCUGCAUCAUGGGGGUCGUCCUCUUCGGCUUCUUCGGGUGGCAUCUUUAUCUUGUACGGUCAGGGACCACCACCAACGAGCUGAGUAAGUGGAGCUACGUGAGGAUGUGCUUGAAGCAGGAAGGCCCGGAAGGUAAGGAGAAACUAAAGCUCCUUGUCAACGAGUACGAUAAGGGCUGCUUUGGCAACUUCAGGGAGGUCUUCUUCCCAAUAGAUACGCAGCAGCUCUCAGCAGAGGCGGCUGCAAAGCAGGAGCCAAAAGGCGGACACGGGAAGGAGACGCAAGGAAAAGCCCGGAAGAGCAAGGUGAAGAAAGCAGACUGA